AUGACGAUACAGGAAAUUUCAGAUCCUCCUAAAAUAAAAAGUUUAUCUUUCCCAAUUAAAAAUACAUUCAAAUUAUUUAGAAAUGCUUGUAAUGUGACUUUGGAUUUUGAGAAUAAAUAUUUUGAAAACAAAAUUGAGUUGAUUAAAAAUCGUAGAGAGGAAUUCCAGUCAAUUGCUAAUGGCACAAUUCAACAAUCUGACGAAUUGGCUAAAUUUGGUGGAGAUUUAAUGGUCCUUAUUAAACAUUGUGGUGACAAAGCUGCUUCUAAAGAAGAUAUAUUAAAUUAUUUGAAUAGACUUUUAAAUGAUGCUACAACUAAUAAAAUUGCAAUAAAAGAAACCAACUCCAAAAUUAUAACUCUCAAACUGCUUGAGAAACAGGUGUCAAUGCCGUAA
Molecule: messenger RNA, 396 nt
Organism: Entrophospora sp. SA101
Lineage: Eukaryota; Fungi; Glomeromycota; Glomeromycetes; Entrophosporales; Entrophosporaceae
Source: the annotation of a GenBank genome assembly